CAGGAAAUCAGUGUUACCAUUGAAGCUUAAACGUCCGACUGAAUUCGUGCUCUGUAAAUGUGAAUACGUCUGGAUGCUAUAGAAUUUGGAAGAUGAGUAUUCCUGAUUACAUGCAAUGUGCUGAGGAUCACCAGACUCUUCUUGUUGUGGUGCAACCUGUGGGGAUUGUGCCAGAGGAACACUUCUUCAAGAUUUACAAACGAAUUGCAUCUAUCAACCAAAUCAAUGUUCGUGACUCUCAGAGGGUUCUUUAUAUCCGCUACCGACACCACUAUCCUCCAGAGAACAAUGAAUGGGGGGAUUUCCAGACUCAUCGCAAAGUAGUGGGGCUAAUUGCAGUAACGGAAUGUGUCCAGGCCAAAGACUGGCCUCAGACUGCUGAGCGUUAUCAUAAUCAGAAAGAGGUUUUUGGUUCCACUCUGUAUGAUUCCAGACUUCUAGUAUUUGGUCUACAUGGAGAAAUCGCAGAACAGACCCGUACAGAUGUGGCUUUUUACCCUAACUAUGAGGAGUGCAAAGAGAUGGAGAAGAGAGUGGAGGAUUUCAUUGAGUCGCUUUUUAUUGUGCUGGAGUCUAAACGCCUGGAUAGGACCACAGACAAGUCUGGUGAUAAGAUCCCUUUGCUGUGUGUACCCUUCGAAAAGAAAGAUUUUGUAGGGCUGGAUACAGAUAGUAGACAUUAUAAGAAGCGAUGCCAGGGUCGAAUGCGAAAACAUGUUGGAGACCUGUGUUUGCAGGCAGGAAUGCUACAGGAUGCCUUGGUUCAUUACCACAUGGCAGUAGAGUUGUUGCGCUCUGUUAAUGACUUUCUUUGGCUUGGAGCUGCACUUGAAGGACUGUGUUCUGCAUCUGUCAUUUACCAUUAUCCUGGAGGAACUGCUGGCAAGUUUGGAGCUCGUAAGCAAAGCAUUUCUUUGUCAGCCGAAUCUGGCAAGCGUCAUCGCCCAGGUGCACAAGAGGUUCUCAUUGAUCCAGGUGCUUUAACUACAAAUGGAAUCAGUGCUGACACCAGUAGUGAAAUUGGGAGAGCUAAAAACUGCUUGAGUCCUGAGGACAUCAUUGAAAAGUAUAAGGAAGCCAUUUCUUAUUAUGGCAAGUAUAAAAAUGCAGGAGUUAUUGAACUUGAAGCCUGUGUGAAAGCAGUUAGAGUUUUAGCUAUUCAGAAAAGAGCCAUGGAAGCAUCUGAAUUCCUACAGAAUGCGGUUUACAUCAACCUUGGUCAGCUGUCAGAAGAGGAGAAAAUUCAACGUUAUAGCAUUCUUUCUGAAUUGUAUGAUCUCAUUGGUUUCCACCGUAAAUCAGCUUUCUUCAAACGUGUAGCUGCUAUGCAGUGUGUUGCUCCAACUAUCCCAGAACCAGGUUGGAGAGCUUGUUAUAAGUUGCUGCUUGAGACAUUGCCUGGGUACAGUCUGUCAUUGGAUCCCAAAGAUUUCAGCAAAGGUCAUCACAAAGGUUGGGCAGCAGUGCAGAUGCGCCUUCUCCAUGAACUAGUUUAUGCAUCACGACGAAUGGGAAAUCCAGGCCUGUCUGUCCGCCAUCUUUCAUUCCUUUUGCAAACCAUGUUAGACUUCCUUUCUGACCAAGAAAAAAAAGAAGUUACUCAAAGCUUGGAAAACUACACCUCUAAAUGUCCGGGUGGCAUGGAAACUAUCACUCUUCCUGAUGGGUUGAAGUUGCUACCAGUGCCAUUUACAAAGUUGCCAAUUGUAAGAUCAGUUAAGCUUUUGAAUCUGCCUCUUGGUUUGCGGCCACAUAAGGUGAAGAGCUUGCUGGGCCAGAGUUUAGCUACCAAAAGUCCUUUUAUUUAUUCCCCAAUUAUUGUGCAUAAUCGUGGAGAGGAGCGUGGGAAAAAAAUUGAUUUCCAGUGGGUCCAAGGGGAUGUAUGUGAAGUACAGUUAAUGGUCUACAACCCUAUGCCAUUUGAACUGCGUGUGGAGAACGUGGGUCUUCUUUCAUCAGGUGUUGAAUUUGAAUCUUUACCAGCUGCUCUCUCUCUCCCUGCUGAAUCGGGUCUAUAUCCUGUUACUCUAGUGGGAGUUCCACGCACGUCAGGAAAUAUUACUAUUAAUGGGUACCACACAUCAGUUUUUGGGGUCACAAGUGAUUGUCUCUUAGAAACCCUGCCUGGUGUGAAAACAAGUGGCUGUACAGUAGAAGUGGUUCCAGCUCUACCAAGACUUCAGUUCAAUACAUCUCUCCCACGAUCUGCUCACACACUGCAACCAGCAUCUGGAGAAGAGGUAUCCACCAGUGUGUCUGUUCAGCUCUUCAAUGGAGAGUCCCAAAAGCUUGUUGUAAAACUGGAAAAUAUUGGUUCUGAGCCUCUAGAAACGCUGGAGAUCACUUCUAAGGUUGUCACUACAAAAGAGAAGCUGUUUGGUGAUUUUCUUACUUGGAACUUGGACGAAGUCUUGUCUCAGCUCCCACUGAAGCCAGGUCAGGUGGCAACUUUAACAGUUGGCAUCAGAGUAAAACUCGACUUUUCAGGACAAGAGAAUAUGCUUCAGGACCUUAAUGAUGAUGGGAUCAGUGUGACGGGAUUGCCAAUUUCUAGCCCUCUUCGCCAGGUCCUCAAACCAAGGACAGAGAGCAAACCAUUAAACUCGUCCGAAUCCAACAAAAGUGGAGAAUAUAACCAUGUCAAGGCUCUGGAAGCAAUCCUAAACUUCAAAUAUUCUGGUGGACCAGGUCAUGUAGAAGGUUAUUACAGGAACCUGUCACUGGGUCUACAUGUGGAUGUGGAACCCUCUGUCUUUUUCACACGUGUUAGUACCCUUCCAGCAACAAGUACUCGCCAGUGUCACCUUCUCCUGGAUGUUUUUAAUGCCACAGAGCACGAGCUCACAGUCAGCGCUAAAAAUAACGAGGACCUUGUUCUUCAUGCUGGAGAGUGUCAAAGGAUGGCUAUUCAAGUGAACAAGUUCAAUUUUGAAAAUCUUCCUCAGUUAUCAGAAGACACCUCAAAUUUCACCAAUCUAAAACAGCAAGAAGAAGAAAGACAACAGGCAAGAGGCUUCAAAAUUAACAGCCAGCUGGAUAUUUGCUGGAGAAUUCCUUCUCUUGGAAGACAAGGGGAAGCCAGCGUAGAAGGAGUUCUCAACCAGCUUGUCCUGGAGCAUCUGCAGCUGGCGCCAUUGCAGUGGGAUGUUUUGGUGAAUGGAAAACCGUGUGACUGCGACACUGUGGCUGAGUGCAAAGUAGGAGACCUUGUACCCUUGGAAGUGAAGCUGACCAAUCGGAGUAAGAACACCGUGGGACCUUUUGCCCUGACCAUGGUACCUUUCCAGGACUACCAGAAUGGAGUGCACAACUAUGAUCUUCAGGAUGCAGUCACCUUUGUAGGCUCCAACACCUUUUACAUCAAUUCAGUUAAUCCUACUGAGAAUUUCAUCUGCGUGGGAGCCCUCCUGUUCUUGUACACUGGAGACUUUUACUUAAACAUCAAGUUUCAGGAUGAUAAUUCCAGCCGUGAGCUGCCACUCGCCUGGUUCUGUUUGCCGAGUGUUCAUCUUAAAGCCCUUGAUGCUACUCUGGAGACAAAAUUUUAAAACAUGCUUUUAUUUAAUUUCAGUUAUUUGCUACUGUUAAACUCUUUGGUAAGAGUAAUGCCGGCUUAAAUUAGGUUUUAUUGUCUCAGCAAGAGCAGUCGAAUACACAGAAUAAGAUUUAAAAUAUAAAGAAAUAUCAUUCAAAGUCCUUCUGACUCCAUUAGAUGUUUGCUUGAUUCAUUAAAAUAAUAAUUGAAAUAAAGUUAAGAAUAUUUUCCUUUAUAUCAUUUUAAAUUAAAAAGAAAUGUCUUUUGCCUGAAUGCAGUAUUUGGGCCAUUUGUUCCAGGAGCUCAAAGCGCUUUGCUGCAUUUUCUGAGGUAAUCACUGAUGUGCUGCACAACCAAUUGUUAUAUUAAUAAGAGCAAACUUGAAAAUUAUAACAUCCAUCCACUGUUUUGAAGCGGUAUGACUCGAUAAUACUGUAUACUGUAUUAUUGUCCUGUAGUAGACUCGUAUCCCAUCCCCAUCCCAUCCAAGAUGGCGGCUGCUGCCACUGUGCCACUAAUUUGGAUUAAGCAGGGAAGGUUUGAGACUGGCUGGAUGAGACGAGGCUCCACUCCCCUUUAACAUGGUUAGGAUUACACUGAACUCUGUUCAUGUCCUUCUGCCUGUUUGAAUGGCUUUAUAAAACCCUAAAUAUUUAAGGUGUGUGCAGUGUGGUUAAAAAAUGAUCAAUCUGUUAAAGAUAUGUCUUACUUGUCCUUUAUUGAGAUUAAGAAUAUCACAUAUGCUAUGGUGUUGUAUAUUAUGGGUAUUUUAGUUAAUGGGCAGAUUUUAACAUUUAACAAUAAUGAUAUCUCUUCCUUUUGGCCAAACAAAGCAGUAGUUGGCCAAGGAAAAUAGUAACAUUAUUAAAGGGAUUCACAAUUAAAACAAUAAAAGUGUCACUAUGCUGAUAGACUAAUUGAGUAUGUAAAAUGUUCAUUUGUUGGUGGAUGCUUAACACAAGAUCUAAUGUAAAGUAUUAAGACUGAGCAACUUCUGUGAAUUUAUAAUAAAAAAGAAUUAUAAUGGGUAUUUGGCUAACGCCUGAUCCAAGGCAUCUUUAUAAUACAAUUGGUUACAUUUCUUUUGGCUUUCCAAUUCCAAAAUAGAAAUGCAGUCUGACUUUAUAUCACAAGCUCCUGAGUUCUGGCAGCACUGCAUAUUUUGUUGAAGAAAACGAGCUUCAGAGUUGUCAUCUUUAGUGUUAACGCCUGUAAGGAGCGGAAUCGUAGACUCCAUAAUUAGGGUUGGACCUGGGGCACAGGUACUGGAUCUUCAGAUUGAGGGCUCACGUCGAGCACAGUGUGUGCUGAAAAGCUCAUUUUAAGAUGACAUCCAUAUUUAUUAUCUUGACUGAGGCCGGGCUGUAAGGAAAAGUAAAAUAAAAGCAGACGAGCUGGCUUUGAACCAUUUUUUAUGUGUAAAACUGCUGAAGGAAAGAAAAACAAAAGAAAGCAAUUUUAAUGUAUAUUAAACAACCUGCAUGAAAUCAAGGAAUGCUGUUUUUAGUUGAUUAUAGAGAUGAUGAUUUUUUUUUUGUGUUGCAUUAUAUGCCAAGAGUUUCAUAUUCAUGCCAAUAAAUAAUAAUGUACUUUGUGUUAAUGUACUAUAUAAAGAUGGAAACUUUUUCUU
Molecule: messenger RNA, 5165 nt
Organism: Polypterus senegalus (gray bichir)
Lineage: Eukaryota; Metazoa; Chordata; Cladistia; Polypteriformes; Polypteridae
Gene: trappc9
Product: trafficking protein particle complex subunit 9
Exons: 23
Coding region: 93-3548 (1151 amino acids)
Cellular component (GO): trans-Golgi network
Source: RefSeq, a predicted model, not a curated record